GGUGUUUAUUUUCCCUAAUGACGACAGCACCUUUCUUGUGCCAGGAACUGAGCAGCGAAGCAGAGAAGGAAGGAGGAAAUCUGAUGGGAGGGAGCGACUACAGCAGGAAUAUUUAGGAUACGCGCUUCGUCGUGUAGCUAUGACUCCAAGGACACUGCAGUGAGGUGUUCCUGGUGUGUUGGCUAGCUGAUGUACGACGAGAUUAGCUAGCUGUUUCUGUUUACCGAAGUUUGGGCUGAAAAGUUCACGGCGGUGCGGGAUCGGCGUUUAACAUUAUUAUUGGCUCUGUUCUACUGCUGAAACAGACCUACAGAUACAGAAGACAUGGUGUCCUGGAUGAUUUCGAGAUGCGUUGUGCUGCUGUUUGGGACUCUGUAUCCUGCGUACUACUCUUACAAAGCUGUCAAGACCAAAAAUGUUAAGGAAUAUGUGCGAUGGAUGAUGUACUGGAUUGUAUUUGCCCUCUACACUGUCGUGGAGACGAUCACUGACCUAACACUGGCAUGGUUUCCUCUCUACUACGAGCUAAAGAUAGCUUUUGUGGUCUGGCUGCUGUCCCCUUACACCAGAGGAGCAAGUCUUAUUUACAGGAAGUGUCUGCAUCCUUUGCUGUCCUCCAGAGAAAGGGAAAUAGAUGAGUACAUUGUGCAGGCCAAAGAGAGAAGCUAUGAGACCAUGGUGAACUUUGGCAAGCAGGGCCUGAGCAUUGCAGCCACCGCUGCGGUCACUGCAGCCGUCAAGGCAAGUUAUUCUUUUUUUUAUUUUUCACGUGAGUGCACUACAGUUUUAUGUUAGAUAGCACGGCUAAGUCAGUUUUCAUCUUCUUUCUCACUACUUUGCUACAGAGUAGGGCUGUGCGAUAUGUCCAGAAUCCCAUAUCCCGAUAUAAAACAUCUAUCGUCCGAUAACGAUGUA
This is a messenger RNA of Haplochromis burtoni (Burton's mouthbrooder), 915 nucleotides long. Its product is annotated as receptor expression-enhancing protein 3. Lineage: Eukaryota; Metazoa; Chordata; Actinopteri; Cichliformes; Cichlidae. Bases 325 to 795 code for a protein of 156 amino acids. The record is from RefSeq and is a predicted model, not a curated record. Gene Ontology annotation, cellular component: endoplasmic reticulum membrane; endoplasmic reticulum tubular network; cytoplasmic microtubule. The transcript has 5 exons. Gene Ontology annotation, biological process: endoplasmic reticulum tubular network organization. Gene Ontology annotation, molecular function: microtubule binding.